AGGGGUUCGGCGAUUUGUGACUUUAAGGUUCUGUUGGGAAUUGUAGUCAACGGCUAGUAGGACGUUCGGGAGGUGGAUCCUGGAGAUGGGACCAUGAAGAGUUGCUGGAUGUUUCUCGGCGAGCGCAGCUUCUGUUUGCUGGGUGACACCGGAGAGGUGGGGGGGAAAGAUGCACUAUUCCAAAGGGCUGAGCCUUGCUCAGAUCACUUUAAAUCGACUGAAGAACUGCUAGGUUUUGCCAGCCUUUUAAGCUUGUCAUAAGUUCUAGCGACUUUUGGUGAGCACCCCCCAAAAAAUGUUGCCUGGACUUACUGAAGAGCAGAAAAGGAAGAUUGAGGAGAACCGGCAAAAGGCUUUGGCAAGGAGAGCAGAGCGACUGGCAGCUCAGCAGGGUGGUGUUGCUAUGAAGCUCUCUGACAUGCAGAAUGUUGAUAGCUGUCAAGGAGACCUGCAGCAGCCUUUGAAGAAGCAACGCUACCACACCAUCCUUGGUAACCAGCACCUCCAGGGCCCUGGCAGCCAUUUGAUGCAGAGAGAUCCUCGGAUCCGUUCUGAUCACUGUAGUUCAAAUCAGCAGGCAACUGUUUCAUGUGGAGGCCAACAAAAAGAUGAUUCAGUGGACUCUAGCCCAAAUUUAUACAGACAAUUAGAUGGCACUAAGAAGCCCUCAUCAGCAGUGCAAAGCUCUCUGAAUAAUUCUCAUUGCCAUUCUCCUGAGAGUUCUUGCAGACAAGGUCAGCUAAUCCAAUGCAAUUCUGAUCCAUUGCAGUCACCUACGUGUGGUGCAGCAGGUCAGAAUAUUGGAGAACAGCAUCAGACUAUCUUGGAUACUAAUAUGAACUUAUACCCUGUUAAGAAUGUAUGUAAUCAGAACAAAUCUGCCAGCAGGCAGGGACUCAAACAGGCAACAUGGCUGGAUGCAGGUGGAACCACUGCAAAGAACUGUCCAAUGCAGGCAGGUACCAGUAAUCUAGAUUGUGCCAAGAAGGAAGGGAAUAAUGCAUUGCAAUUUUAUGGUACAAAACCCCUUUUGGUUCCUGUAAAAGGGGGCAGAGAACAAAAUUUUACUGUUUCUAGGGUUUCAGGCAAUGUGCCUGAGAUGUCUGUACAGAAAAAUCACAGAAUUCUCAAAGGAAAAUGUAUAAACCAUUCAGAAGGUCGAUUCAGAGUUGAGAUUGGAUACAACACAGAGCUCAUUGAGAUAUUCAGAAGCUUACCAAGCAAAAAAUAUGAUCCAGAAACAAGGAUGUGGAAUUUCAGUCUUGAAGACUAUGGCCAUCUUAUGGAAAGAGUAGAGCAAUUUCCCUCCGUCUCUUUGACAUCCCUGGAAGGAAUGGAGAAAAUGACUAGGGGUGGAGAACCAUCUUCUGCUGGUCGAAAUUCUCAGCUGAGAUCCCUCUUGAAGACAUGUACCGGCUGGCAGAAACCAUCAGCAACCCUCAAAGGAAGAUGUGUUCUGAUUUCCUAUUCUCGCUUUGAAGUAGAUAUUGGCUAUGCUGCCAACAUCGUAGGAGUGUUCAAGCAAGUGAAUUCCAGGAUUUAUGAUAUGAAGACCAGAAAAUGGAAUUUCUUACUGGAGGAUUACCUAAGACUAAUGGAACUAGUAAAGAGCCUUCUGGAUGUUCAGCUGGAACCACUGCCCAAGUCAGUAAUAAUGGCUUUUGUGACACAGUUUGAGAAAUCUCUCUCAAAAGCAGCAGAUCCCCUGGAAGCAGACCUCGUAGGAGUGGAUCCUAAACUUGUGACGGGCCUUCUGCCAUUUCAGAGAGAAGGUGUAGAUUUUGCUAUCUCCAGGGAAGGUCGUUUGCUCCUUGCAGACGACAUGGGCUUAGGGAAAACUAUCCAGGCAAUCUGCAUCGCUGCCUAUUAUCGAAAAGAGUGGCCCUUGCUGGUGGUGGCUCCUUCUUCAGUGAGAUAUACAUGGGCUGAGGCUUUCUAUAGAUGGCUUCCUUCUCUCAGCCCAGACACCGUCAGAGUCAUAACAACAAGCAAAGACCAAGUCUCGGCAAAACCGAUUAACAUUGUCAGUUUUGACCUUCUCAGCAAAAUUGAGAAGCAGUUCAAAACCACCUUCCAAGUUGUGAUUGUUGAUGAAUCCCAUUUUCUUAAGAACGGUAAAACGGCUCGAUGUCGGACUGCAAUGCCUCUCUUAAAGGCUGCCAAACGUGUAAUCUUAUUAUCAGGAACCCCUGCCAUGUCACGUCCUGCAGAGCUGUACACACAGAUUGCAAUGGUCCAGCCAACCUUCUUCCCUCAGUUCCAUGAAUUUGGGGUCCGCUACUGUGAUGCUAAGCAGAGGCCCUGGGGAUGGGAUUAUUCUGGAUCUUCCAACCUUGGGGAACUGAAGCUCCUGUUAGAAGAAACUAUCAUGAUCCGUCGCCUGAAAUCUGAUGUGCUUUCUCAGCUUCCUGCAAAACAACGCAAAAUGAUAGUGGUAACCCCUGAAGGCAUUAAUACAAGAACCAAGGCCGAGUUGACAGCAGCUGCAAAACAAAUGGCAAAGGGUUUUAAAAGUAAGCAAGAACAGAAGGAAGCACUCAUUAUCUUCUACAACAAGACUUCAGAAGCCAAAAUUCACUGUAUCCUAGAAUAUAUCCUAGAUUUAUUGGAAAGUGGAAGACAGAAAUUUCUGGUAUUUGCUCAUCACAAACUAAUUUUGGAUGCAAUCAGUGAAGAACUGGAGAAAAAGAACAUUGGCUUCAUUCGUAUUGAUGGUUCCACUCCCUCAGCUGAACGUCAGUCCCUCAGUCAAGAAUUCCAGUUCUCUGAGAAGCUGUCGGUAGCCAUCCUCUCCUUGACCGCUGCUAAUAUGGGGCUUACCCUCUCCUCUGCCGACUUGGUUGUAUUUACUGAACUGUUCUGGAACCCUGGGGUUUUGAUGCAAGCUGAAGAUCGUGCACACCGAAUUGGACAGACUAGUUCUGUGGAUAUCCAUUAUUUGGUAGCAAAGGGCACAGCAGAUGAUUACUUAUGGCCACUGAUUGAAAAGAAGAUCAGGGUGUUAGGUGAAGCUGGUUUAUCAGAAGCCAAGUUCUCUGAGACAGCGGAAACCACAAAUUACUAUACCUGCAAGCAGGACCCCAAGCAGCAGACCAUCUUGGACCUUUUCCAGAGGACUUUCUCAGAGGAUAUAGAGGACAUGGAUGAAGCCUUGCUUGAAGAGGCAGUGGAGACAUGUGAAGAUUCUGGGCAGGAAAACUCAUUGAACAAUAGAGCAGGACAUUUUUUCUCAGCAAGUCCAUGCAAAAAAAAGCGUACUCAAUAGUUUCCAUGGAUACAAGGAUAUUAUACAAUAUUAUAUAAUUAUGCUUAUUUUAUUAGUUAAAGUCUAAUUUAAAGAGGAAAAAAAUCAGUGCGAUCAGUGAAUUAUUUGGUUGUUCAGAUAAACUAUAUUUAAAUGCAUUCUUGAAUUUUGUGUUAAUAAGUAUAAUGACAUAUCCUUAUUUUGAUAUAAUAAA
Messenger RNA from Ahaetulla prasina, 3458 nucleotides. RefSeq names its product SWI/SNF related, matrix associated, actin dependent regulator of chromatin, subfamily a like 1 (gene SMARCAL1). The record is from RefSeq and is a predicted model, not a curated record. Gene Ontology annotation, molecular function: ATP-dependent chromatin remodeler activity; ATP binding. Bases 296 to 3265 code for a protein of 989 amino acids. Gene Ontology annotation, biological process: DNA repair; replication fork processing. Lineage: Eukaryota; Metazoa; Chordata; Lepidosauria; Squamata; Colubridae. Gene Ontology annotation, cellular component: nuclear replication fork. The transcript has 18 exons.